UCUGUGAUUAUCACUGGUUUGUCUAAUACAGUGGUAGAUGAGGAGAUAAUUGAUUACUUGAAACAAUAUGGCGCUAUAGAGAGACAUAUUGUAAUUCCGCAGUUGCCGGAUCAUCUAAUAGUAGAGUUCAAAACUGGUGCAGCUGUUGAAUUUCUAAAGCUGCCAUUUGACAGAACCGCCGAAGCAAACACCACAGUAGUUCACCAUGUUGAUGCAUUAGCCAAUACAUAUUCUAAUGAGAAAGGCAAUGACAUUGCAGACAAAUUUUUGUCUGAUCUUAAAACCAUGGCGAAAAUAAGUGGUAAAUCAUUUGAGAAUAUUUUGAGAGAGGGCUUAACUAGAAUAACGGAAGUUAUUGGAGAGUCAAACGAAGAGCCUGCUGAUGUUGAAGGACAUGAACCUGAUACAUCCAGAACUAUUAGUUCAGAAGUAAAUGAGAACAUUGCUCCAGCCACAGUAACUUCAGAAUCCAACAGAAAACUUCCAUCUGAACAGAUUAUCCCACCAGAAGUGCAACGUUUAGUUGUCGAACACAUUGUCAAAACCCCAGAUACCUCUUCGCAGAGUAUUUCCACUGCAAGGUUGCGACCAUUUUCAGGUAGGAUGCCAUGUCCAAAUUUUGAAGUAGACUAUGACACUUGGCGAGAUAGUGUUGAGUUUUAUUUAGCUGAUUCCACAAUUUCAGAUAGACAGAUUGUAAGGAAAAUUGUCGACAGUUUAUCAUCUCCAGCUGCCAGUGUAGUCAAGUCGUUAGGUCCACACUCAAGUUCCAGAGCGUACUUAGAACUUCUUGAUGCUGCAUUUGCUACAGUGGAGGAUAGUGAUGAAUUGUUUGCUAAAUUCCUUAGUCUUAACCAAAAUGCUGGUGAAGCAGCAUCCAACUAUCUUCAAAGACUUCAGAAUGUUUUGAACAAAUCUGUACAAAUGAAGGCAAUUUCAGUCAUUGAUGCAGAUAAGCAGCUUUUAAAACAGUUCUGUAGGGGAUGCUGGGAUAAUGACCUUAUAAGACAGCUUCAGCUAGAAAGUAAGGUUAAAGACCCACCCAGUUUCUCUGAACUCUUAUGGCUGCUGCGCACAGAGGAAGAUAAGCAAGCUACAAAAGCCACACGAAUGAAACAACAUUUGGGCUUCACAAAACCCAAAGCCCAAACCCAAGCUCACAAUAUCAGUUUUUGUGACAAGACUGAUAGCAUCUCAACUGCUGAAAUGAACAAACAACCUACAGAACUACAGAAAAUUCAGAAGCAACUUGUCAGUCUUCAGUCUCAAAUUGCAACAUUAAUGCAACUCAAAGAAAAUAAACCUACAAUGAACCAAGGAGAGAAAACCAAAAACAAAAAGCCUAGUGACAGGAAGGAAUCAUCUAGUGUGAAGCAAUCUCCAGUCAAACCUAGCUCUGUGUCCAAACGACCAAGACCAUGGUAUUGCUUUCACUGUGGUGAAGACGGACACAUUAAAACAUCUUGCAACAAUCCUCCCGACCCUGCACUUGUGAAUGCCAAGAGACAAGAGCUGAAAGCCAAACAAGAAGCUUGGGAGAAGAGCAACGCAGCAGAUAAUUUAAACGUAGCUGUUUCCAUUGAGGGGCAAAUGGGAACAGAAGUGAAAGAAAGUCCCAAAACUAACACUGUGCACAAAUCCAGAAUUUCACUAAAACAACACCAAACAGUCCAAACAAGAACAAUUCCAAAAGGGCUUGUUGGCACCAAAACUGCAGCUAACAUUAAAGUCAAUGGAAUUGAAUGUAAUUCACUACUCGAUACCGGUUCACAGGUCACCACGGUUUCAAAAUCGUUUUACAAUUUGCACUUGUCAGACCAAAUAAUGCACCCAAUUAGUGAUAUUCUUGAAGUGGAAGGAGCAACUGGUGAUUUGGUCUCCUAUGCUGGUUAUGUACAGUUAAAUGUACAAUUUCCUAAAGAGUUCAUUGAUUGUGAACCUCAAAUUCAAACUCUAGCCUUGGUUGUGCCAGAUGUUCGCUCCAACAGCGACACUCCAAUACUGAUUGGAACUAACACUUUAGAUCCACUUUAUGAACAGUACUGUGACUCCAUACCUUCAAUUAACCCUUAUUGUGGUUAUCAUCAAGUACUGAGGAUUUUACGAUUUAGACAGGAUCAACAAGAUGACCAGUUUGGGUUUGUAAAAUUGCGAAGCAGGAAACCAGAUGUUAUUCCAGCUGGUCAAAAAGUUGUAUUAGACGGGUUUGUUAAUGUCAGUGGUGUCAGCAAUGAAAAAUGGGCAUUGCUUGAACAACCCACCCUGUCAUCAUUACCGGGUGGAAUCUUUAUUGACAGUUGUCUCAUUACUCUACCGGCCUGUUUCCCACACAAAAUUCCAGUUGUGCUUAAUAAUGAGACCAACCGUGAUAUUUCUUUGCCCAUUAAUUGUGUUGUUGCCAAACUUAGUGUACCCCAGAAAAUUACUGACAUCCAGAACGUUCCGCUAAGUCAGAAAUGUGAAGGAAGUUCUGAAGAGUUUGCUAAACCGACAAAUCAACAGACAUAUGACACAUCAGGAAGUCUAAAAUUUGAUUUUGGAGAUUCCCCACUUCCAGAAGAGUGGAAGGCUAGAAUCAUUAAAAACUUGAAUACAUACUCUGAUGUUUUCUCUCAUGAUGAUCUCGAUUUUGGUCAUGCAACUAAAGUUAAACACAGAAUACAGCUAAAAGAGGAUACUCCUUUUAAACAGAGACCUCGUCCUAUACAUCCUCAGGAUUACAACGCUGUAAGACGUCACCUCCAAACGCUCCUAGAUGCUGGGGUUAUACGCGAAUCAGAAUCACCAUUCUCAUCUCCUAUUGUUGUUGUAAAAAAGAAGAAUGGUGAUAUUCGUUUGUGUGUCGAUUAUCGAAAAUUGAACAGCCAGACUAUCAAAGAUGCGUACGCUUUACCUAACCUUGAAGAAUCAUUCUCGGCACUCAAUGGGUCUCAAUGGUUCUCGGUUAUGGAUUUAAAAUCGGGCUACUAUCAGAUAGAGAUGGAGGAGAGCGACAAGGCGAAAACAGCAUUUGUAUGUCCGCUUGGUUUCUGGGAGUGGAAUAGAAUGCCACAGGGAAUAACUAAUGCGCCAAGCACCUUCCAGCGCUUAAUGGAGAAGUGCAUGGGUGACAUCAACUUGCGCGAAGUUUUGGUUUUCCUUGACGACAUAAUAGUUUUUUCAAAAACUUUAGAGGAACAUGAGAUUCGUUUAGCCAAAGUUCUUGAACGGUUACGAGAAAAUGGUUUGAAAUUGUCACCAGAGAAGUGCCGUUUUUUUCAAACGUCAGUUCGAUACCUCGGACAUAUUGUGUCUCGAAAUGGAGUGGAAACCGAUCCAACAAAGAUCGAAGCUUUAAAAACCUGGCCGAAACCUCAGACACUUAAGGAACUGAGAUCAUUUUUAGGCUUCGCUGGGUACUAUCGCCGGUAUGUGGAGGGAUAUUCAAAAAUCACAAAGCCCUUAACCAACCUUUUGACAGGCUACCCACCUAGCCGUAAAAUGACCAAAGUAUAUAAAAAUGCCGAUCAGUACCACGACCCAAAAGGCCAAUUCGGAGAAAGAUGGACAGCUGAUUGUCAAAAUGCAUUUGAAGACAUAAUCGAGAAAUUAACGUCAUCUCCAGUUCUCGGUUUUGCUAAUCCCGAGAAACCUUACGUCCUUCAUACGGACGCCAGCACAACGGGACUUGGGGCGGCAUUGUAUCAGGAGCAGGAUGGGCAGAACAGAGUUAUUGCUUAUGCGAGUAGGGGUCUUUCAAAGAGCGAAGCCCGAUACCCAGCACACAAGCUGGAAUUUCUAGCUUUAAAAUGGGCUGUUACUGAGAAGUUUCACGAUUACCUGUAUGGAAAUACAUUCACGGUUGUAACAGACAACAAUCCACUCAGGUACAUUCUCACCACUGCAAAGCUAGAUGCAACCAGUUACCGUUGGUUGGCCAACCUGUCUACUUACUCCUUUGAUAUCAAAUACCGGGCGGGAAAACAAAACCAGGAUGCUGAUGGGUUAUCAAGAAGGCCACAUGGAGAAUUGAUCAAUGACCAAAUCUCUCAAGACGAAAUAAUGAGAAUUCGUGAUUUCACCUCACACCAUUUAGUUUCUGAAGACGUAGUCAAGGCAAGCUGUCAACAUCAUACUUUGGUACAAGAAGAAGAGCUAGGUCAGUCUCCUUGUUUUAUAGAGUCACUAGCACUCCAUCCGGAUGCUAUUCCAGCCGCCUUUGAAGAAGAUGGAGAGAUAUCUGAUGAACUUUUCACAUUCCCAAAGUAUAGUGAUGCUGAAUUAGCUAGACUACAGCAAGCAGAUCCUGUGAUUUCUACUGUCAUUAAGUCCCUUGAGUCAGGGGAUCCCGUACCUGACAGCUUAAAGUUAGAGCUGCCAGAGCUUUGUCUGAUGCUUAGAGAGUUACCUCGUCUAGAACUGAAAAAUGGACUUUUAUUCAAGAAACGGCAUUGUGGCAACACAAUAGUGUAUCAAUUUGUUCUUCCACGUGCAUUGAGAUCAUCCAUUUUCACUAGUUUGCAUGAUGAGAUGGGUCAUCUUGGAAUAGAUCGUACUCUUGAUUUGGUCAGAUCCCGGUUUUACUGGCCAAAAAUGGCGUCUGAGAUUGAGCUCAAAAUCAAAACCUGUGCACGAUGUGUUAAAAGAAAGAAACAACCAGACAAAGCUGCACCUUUGGUCUCCAUCACAACUAGCCGUCCAAUGGAGCUAGUCUGUAUGGACUUUUUGUCAUUAGAGCCAGACAGUCACAACACAAAAGAUGUUCUCGUUAUUACUGACCAUUUUACAAAGUAUGCAGUAGCUAUCCCAACGAGAGACCAGAAAGCAUCUACAGUAGCACGUUGCUUAUGGGAACAAUUUUUCAUCCACUACGGAUUUCCCGAACGUCUACUGAGUGAUCAAGGUCGUGAUUUUGAAUCUGUGCUCAUCAAAGAACUUUGUACCUUACUCGGUAUAAAGAAAAUAAGGACAAGUCCAUAUCAUCCACGAGGAAACCCAGUUGAGCGGUACAACCGUACGCUUCUCAGUAUGCUGGGAACUCUACAAGAGAAACAAAAGAUGAAGUGGCGUGAUUAUGUGAAACCUCUAACUCACGCAUACAACUGCACGAAAAAUGACGUAACAGGGUUCACACCCUAUGAACUCAUGUUUGGCCGGCAACCACGGUUACCGAUUGACAUAGCUUUUGGGUUGCCGGUCAAGGAGGGCUCCAUUCCAACACACGCUCAAUAUGUGAAAAAUUUGAAAUCUUACCUGAAAUCAAGCUACCAGAUUGCGACAGAAAAUGCAAAUAAAGUGGCUGACAAGAACAAGAAAACCUUUGAUGUGCGGAUAAGAGAAAGUACUCUAGAGAUAGGCGAUAGGGUACUAGUGCGUAAUGUCCGUCUCAGGGGUAAGAAUAAACUUGCUGAUCGUUGGGAGUCAACCAUUUAUGUUGUCCAAAAGAGAGCAAGUGAUUUGCCAGUGUAUACUGUGUGCCCUGAAGGUCAAGAUGGACCAACACGUACUUUGCACCGGGAUCUAUUGUUACCUUGUGGAUUUCUUCCCGAAAAUGAGGAAACACUUGCUAAGCCAAAGACUACCACCAAGAGUAGAACAAGAAAUGACACGCAAAUGGAUGAUGACCAUCAAUUUCAUUCUCUUGAUGAGGAUGAAGAUGAAAUUCAGUUCUGUUCCCCGGACAUUGAGACGGUGUUUCACCCUGUCGAACCCAUGGUAAAACUAACAAUACCAACAAAGGAUAGAUUAAAACCUGUACCAAACUUGGAAAAAGUACCCGAUGUGGAAAUGGAAAAAUCAAUUCCAGUGAAACAACCCAAUCUGUCAGAGUCGAUCAACACUCAAUUCCAAAAAUCGGUUGUGGAAGAAAAUGGACACUUAUCCCACGAUUUAGCAGGAGAAUGUCAAUCACAUUCUAAUGAUUCCAAGCCAAAUGAAGAAAAUGGAAUACAAACUGAAAAUCCACUAACCGAAAUGGAAGAGAAUGUGUUUAGGAUUGAAACAGAGGACCUAACUAAUGCAAAAGAAAAUGAAAUGGGAAGCAAAACUGAUCAAGUUCUUGUUGACAACUCCUUCCAAAGUUCAGCUGAAUUUGCAGAGGUUACACAAGAGAGUAACCCUUUACCUGCAGAAGAUACAGGUGAAAGUGAUCAAUAUUCCCAACAAUCAUUACGCAGAUCUGUACGCCAACGAAAACCACCUGAAAAACUUACUUAUUCUCAGUUAGGAAAACCAUUCCUUUCUUUGAUUCAAACUGUUUUCGAUGGUUUCAAUACAGCAUUAGGCGAAAUGUUUGAAGAGAGAUUGAGAACAGAAGCACAUGAAGGGACUCAUGUUAUUUAAGGGGGGGAGGAUGUAACCCAGAGCAAAAUAUUGAAGCAUUAUACCCAAUAAUGUAGGCCAGAGAAAAAUAUUAAAGCGUUAUACCCAAUAACAACAAUAGAGGGCAUGAGCGACACUUGAAUGAAGUCAGAGACUCACAACUAUGACGUCAGCGCAUGCGCACUUCCUUUUGGAACGUUGGCUUUUCUAACUAAGGGGGAAAAGUUUUGUUCGCCCAGAAAGAAAUGAGAAAAAGAGAAAAAAAAGCAAAUUGACGAAUGCAUCAACUGUUGCUGUGUGGCGUCUGUUGCGUGAAGCGAAUUCAGGCGGUCACGUGGUGAAAAUAUUGAGCAGAAACCACUCGGUAAGAUGUGGAAACAAUUCGCUAAUUCGCUAAUGCUAAAUUUGCAUUCAUGGCUAACUGCUAGCGCCUUAUUCAUGCAGGCCAAAAGCCUUGUGUGAGAAGAAGAGGACCAGGCGUCGUCAGUUAAGACUAUUCGGUCAGGUUUUUUUUCUGAUUGGAAAAAAAAGAAAGAUCAUCAGAUUGGAUUCAACGAUGGCGAGCUAACCCAGAGUGAUUUGAAGAACCAAGAACAUCGAAAAUUCUGGAAUAACAGACGGACUGUCUGUGUGGUAGGAUUGUAUCAGUCAUCGGACUGAUACAUACAUUUUUUUUCUUCGAAAAGAGUGCACUCCAACGAACAUUGAAAACUACUGCAAUAGUAUAAACUUGAGACAUUGAAUUAGUUGCGAUUGCAACUAAUAUUCGACGAAUUUGACUUUGACAAACACUUGACUGAGACCCAACACGACUGUUUUUUCUUGUUAAUUUUAUAGUGUGUUAAAUAAUAGUUCAUUGUGUGUUUUUGUUAAAAUUGUUCAUUGUGUUGUUCAUUAAAAAUCUACAAAAAAGCAUUCCAAUUGCCUAAACCUGAUGUUAGAUGUGGUUAUCGUAGCCAAACCAAAUAAACCGAACCUAGAUUGCAGCUCCUAUCGGUAUACAUACACAAGGGUAUAGAUAGGGGCUACACAUGUAUUAUACGUCAUUUUAAUAAAAUAAAGUAAAAAAUGGAUAGAUGUGUAGAUAUUACUCCCCCCUUGUAACACUGAUCACAACAUAGUUCUUCCUACAACUAACAUUUAUUAAUGAUAAUAAAAUGAAAUACAAUAAUGACAAAGAGCGUACAAUGUUGCUUUAAAGUAAAUCAACAGAGACAUAUUUGCCUACAAAAACAUACCUCAAAACCUGCACAAUGAAACCGAGGGAAAUAAGGUCCAAAUUUUGGCAGCUAUUAGUGGCACCGGUCCAACGGUGAAAACGAACGCUACUCAAUAAGCUAGCAGGCUAAUAGCGAACUAAUAGGGGAGAGCAUGGCCGAGCCCACGCCGUUUACAGUUUCCCUGCCUUCUUGAAAUGUUAACUGGCGUUCACCCCCGCUUCCCAAUGUGAAAGCAACGCUCGAAACUAACAGAAAAUAGCGCUGGCGUGACGUCAAACGAGUCCGAGUGCAAUAAAGGAAAGCGGACCGCACAUACAGUAACAUAAUGAAAUACAAGCUAUGCAUAAUAAUUGCUGUAGAGAUCAAUCAUUUAGAUUAAUCAGACCCAAUAAAUAACAAAAAAAAAAAAAGACAAAAAAAUAUACUGUACCCACCAUCAAUGCCGAGAGUUGGUGUACGAGACACUGUUACGCGAAAAAAAAACGACUGGAAAAAAAACAGAGGACGAAACAAGCGUGUAUUAGACGUCAUUGUACUGUACUAGCCAAGACGAUGUCCAAGUCCAACCUAGACAGCGAGCUCAACUCCGAAAUGACGAUGUCAGACGUCCGUGUGGUUUGCUGACUUUAUUCAGCUACUGAUGAAAUUAACAUUUGCAGAAGGAAACUAAAAUAAAAAUCAAAUCAGUUUCAUCUUCAAUAACAGCAAUCAUAAUUUGCGUUUACAACUAGCUGCUAAUACAGCAAUAAUGAUCCAAACAAACGAUUAGCAUGUAUCAGUUAGCGUUUGCACAUCAUCAAAAACAAUCACCCAAACUCGCUCCAAGAAUUCGACAGUACAAAAAUGUGUUAUAUACAGGUGCCUUUGUGGGUGCAUCACAAGGAAGAAAUGUGCGCGCAGGCAUGCAGCUGUAAUCUUUCCCCUCUUCGUGUGCGUAAAUACGUUCUUCUUCGUGUGUACCGUUUUUUUCGGACUAUAAGUCGCAGUUUUUUUAAUAGUUUGGCUGGGGAAAUUAUUAACACAUUAAGAUAUCAUUUCACAUGUUAUUUUGGUGUUUUGGAGUGACACUGAUAGUUUGGUAAACUUGUUAGCGUGUUAUUUUUGCUAUAGUUAUCUGAAUAACUCUUAAUAGCUAUGGCCACGUUCGCGUUCUGCCUUUGGAAACGUGUGUUCAAUUGUAUGUAAGUCAAUUGACUUUUUUAUAUAGAAAUGCAUGCUUUUAGUUUGUGGCGCUUUCACGCCCACGUGGGGUCGCACUUGUUUACGCGAAGAAGAGCGCUCACACGCCAGAAGAAGACUGACAGCUACACAACGUCUGAGAGAGAGAGAGAGAGAGAGAGAGAGAGAGAGAGAGAGACAGAGACAGAGACAGAGAGAGAGAGAGAGAGAGAGAGAGAGGCAGGCAACGCCUGUGUGAAUCAUCUUUUCUGUUGUUGUGUGUUUUCCACCCGCGAUCGGACACUUACAGCCAGUUGUGUAGUUGUUUGUACGAUGUGCUAAUGCUAGCGAACGCAUGCUAACCGUUUGUGUCAUUGCUGUAAUAGCACCUAAUUGUCAUUUAAUUAUGUUGAUGCGAACCUGUUUAGUAUCAAGGACGAAAUUCAUUCAGCAAAUUAUACAGACGUACAGCAUCGUCAUUUGGGAGUUUAGCUCGCUGUAUAGCCAGAACCGAGCCAUAGCGUCCUGGUGAGGGCAGUAUAUUCCUAUUUCGUUGUUCAUACACUGUACACUUAUUCAGCAUGUUGUUCUUCUUGGAAUCCGCCCACCCACGAAGCCGCACGGAAAACGGCAACAGCCGAACGAAGGUGUGCUCCGCUGAUUAACGCUUCCAUGCGCUAACUGGGAGGGGCGGAAAUUCCGCGGGUUCACUCCCUGUGUUAACCCUUUGUACUGACUCCAUGUCCAAAAGUUUGAAGAAGACUCACCGAAAGCAGGUUGACAAUUUAUCCGUCGACAAUGGUCAAAAAACAAUGCAAAAACAGACGACGGAGGAACAAUGCUAAAUCCAAAACAAGGCUACAUAGAAAAUGUUUCAGAGCAGCAAAUCUGUGUUAUCUCAGUGUCCAGUGUUUUUUAAGUCUGUGGUAGAGUAGGCCGGGCCAAAGGUGUGGCUGAGUGUUGUUUCGGGGCCAUCCCUCUGUGGCCAGUUUUGGGCAGUUAGAUUCGUCUGUGGAUGGGACGUGGUUGCCACAGCGACCGACGCUGGUCUUGACGUCCCAAGCGCCUGCUAUCAACUUUGUUAUCCGGGCUGGCUCUACUUGUUUUAGGACAAGGCGCGCUGCUCUUUGUCCUUGUUGGUGUUCUCGGGAGAACUGAUUGCGAUAGUUGGUGCGUCAAUCUUGCUCGUGACGCACGCGUUGGGCUUCUGUGAUAAGAUGGCGUUGUGUAUCUAUUCUGCUUCUUUUCAUUAAACUAUGGUGUGCUAUUUAUUUUAUAUUAGGUGUGUUUAGAGUAGUUCAGUCCUACAGUAAAUAUGAGAAAUGAUACUAUUCCCUGAUUAAUUAUAUUACGUGUGUUCGAGUAAUGCAAACAGUUAGACGGUGACUACGAGAAACGGUACCAUUUUUCCAUUUCCCCCUCAUGAGCCCCGAUAAGGUGAUUCACUUUACUGUGUUCAAGGCCAUGGAGUGAAGUCUGCCUAAACUAUCGUUAGAUGAAUGUGUUAGACUAAUGCAAACAAUUAUAUGGUGUGUGUGAGAAUGGUUCAUAUUCCCUUAAUUCUCUAUUGUAUUUUUAUAUAAAAUUGCCUUUCAAGAUGACCUAUCUGUUCUAUGUGUUGGAUUUUAUCGAGUAAAAUUUCCCCCAAAAAUGCAACGUAUACUCCGGUGCGACUUGUAUAUGUUUUUUUUCUCUUCGUUGGGCAUUUUAUGGCUAGUGCGACUUAUACUCAGGUGCGACUUGUAGUCCGAAAAAUACGGUACAAGCACUCUUACUUACGUGCGGAAAUGCUACCUGUUCUACGCUUCCUGCGACAAAAUAAAAGCAUGCAUCACAGACAAAGAUCAACAUUAUUUAAAAAAAAAAAAAAAUUGGAGACAAAAUGGCGGACGGGACUCCGGUGUCGUAAAGUCGACGCCACGUAAGUCAGGUACAUAGUAACCUGGGGACUACCUGUAUUGUGUUAAUAAUUUCAUAGAUAAGUCUCUCCAAAGUAUAAGUCACACCACCGGGCAAACUAUGAAAAAAAAUGCGACUUAUAGUCUGAAAAAUACUGUAGUUUGUCACUAGUGGAGAGUAAACCUCUAUUUUGGAAAAAAAAUUAGUAUCACUUCAAUCUAAGUUUCCCUUUUUAUUACGCAGAGUAAGCAUUUAAAUACUUACUUUGCUGUGGGUCUUCACAGUCUAAUCAUUUGCCAUCACCAAAACCGGGCCAAAGAAAGAUACUUAUAAUGAAUGAGCUGCUUGCAGUGAAUAAUGUGGGUCAAAUAAAACUGAGCGAACAUGUGCCACAAGCAUUAAAAUAGAAUAGUAAAUAAAGACUGUGUGAACAAAGAGUAGGUUCUGGAGGGAGUAGGAAGCAGGGUUCUAAGACUCCAGCCUAGGGAAAACGCUGGAUGCGCAGCUGCUGUGUGGAGAUUUUUUGAAAUUUGAAGCGACUUUAAAGGCAUUCACAAGCUUGUAUUCCAAAUGCUUUACAGGAAAUACAUCAGCAAUGAAUGUACAUCGUUUUAUAUCCUGCUAACCAAUAAGUGGUUUAAAAUUAAACAAUAAAUUCUACUCCACCGUUGCCUUGAAAUAACCGUUAUUAUUGCUACUCGUAAAUUUGGGGUCUGUUACACUGUUACAGAUGGGCAUGUUGUUGUUUUCAAGUGCAUCCCUCUGGGGGGGAUUGCCCAAAAAUAGAAAUUAUAGUGACAAUGAUUUGUUUAAAAAAAACUGCACAAAAAAUACUGUAUUAUGCAUAUGAAAGCCUUUUACUGGACUCCGGAAAAUAUUUAAUGUAUGAUGCUUUUAUGAACUCUUCCAGUGUCACUGACGAUGAUAAACGUCCAAUCAUGUGGUACUUAAAAACUAAACUAAUACUCAUUAAAUGAGUGCAUUCAUUCAGUCGCUGCCAAACCUCCCACUUCAAAUGGAUUGGAUGUCUAGCGCCAUCAAUGGCUGUCAAUGACUUAACAAGGAAAAUGCUAACAUACUUUGAUUACUAUUAAUCAUAUACAGUGAUCCCUUACUUAUCAAUGGGGACCCAAAGUGAAGUGAAAAACUGCGAAGUAGUGUCAUCCCUAGCCAUCCCUAGCCCAAUUUUUAACAGAAAUGUUUGGUGUAUAUAUAGUAUGAUAUCAAUAAGUGUAUAUAAAACCCUAUAAAUGCCUUUAUUAUCAUUAGAACAUUAGAGAAUAGUUUAAGACAAUAAUACACACACACAAAAAAAAAAAUAAUGUAUAAGUAAAACGUUCAUUCUCUCACGCUCUCUCAUUUGAUGAGGGUGCGUGUGUGUGUGGGGGGGGGGGUGCUUGUGCCUGUUAGUAUACAUACAUACAUAGUAAGCCUGUACGAUAUAUCGUUUAAACAUCGCCAUCACGAUGUGUGCGUGCGUGAUAGUCCCAUCGCAAGGACGUGCGAUGGGACGUGUUUUUAUUUUUUUAAAUCCACAUUCACCCUGCUUUCUGCUCUGCGCAGAGCCUCACACCCUCCCUCUCCCAGCUCUUUGAACCUCACAGUCACUGCAGCACUUGCUUAUUAAAGUUAACGAUGCCGGUAUCUUUGAUCUUGCCAAAGAAGCGGACAUCACAGCGCAGCAGCUGUCAAUCAUCGUUUAACUUGUAAAACAGUUUCUGCAAGGAAGCCGCUUUGGAGUGAAUGUGAGUGUGUGUGGAGACGUUUGAGACAUAUAAAUUAAAUGCCAGAAGACAUUAUUAUUAUUAUUAUUAUUUUUAUUAUUAUCAUGAGGAGUUUGUAAUUUCUACAUGUCCACCAAGAGUCACAGCUAAGGUAGAUAAACAGAAGUAUUUAAUAAAGCCAAGCAUUUUUCUACUACAGUACUUUAUUCUUGUUCAAAAAUGAUUUGGUUGGACAGUUAUGUUUAAAACUGAUCAUAAUUAUUACAUUUGAAGUGCUUAAAACUAUUUAUUAAUAUAUAUGGUAAAUGGUGUUAUAUACAUUAUGUAUAUUUUAAAUGUAUAUUUAUACAGUACAUUGUACAUUUUUUAAAAUCAUACUUUGGGGAAAAAGUGAGAAAAAAAUAUGCCUUAUAUGCAGGGGUGCACAUAAUUUUUUUGCCCAGGUUCUCAGAGGAGGACCUGGAGAUGUGACUUGGUCCUCAUUGAGCUCGAGAGCCGACUCGCCUGAUGCGAUAAAUUUAUGACAAGCUUUACUUAGAGCCAAUUAACUUUAAUUAAUUAUAUUAACAAUUAAUGCUUGAUUAACAUCAACUGGCACAACAAAAUUGUCAUUACUUUGAAGUGAAAUGUAAAGAAAUAAGAAGCACCAAUUCAAAAUAAAGGGCAUUAUGCGGCUCCCACAUUAACUCCAAGCCUUUUUAAAAGUGGGAUAUCCUCCUCAUAAGACCUCAUUGAACGUGCAUGUUUAGCUUUGUAAAAUGCGAGCAAAAACAUGUUUGUCAGUGCAUGUCGCUGUUCAUUACCUUUAUUCCACCACUUGUCCAUAGGGCGAGUGGGGUCCUGUUUGACAUCGAUAGUUUGCUUAAUUGCCACAUGCUCUGUUUUUUUCGUGCUUUUCAAAGUUUGGAUGGCUGAAAUUCUUUGACCCUACAUAAAAUGCGCUGCUCUUAUCGGCGACAUUGGGAUUCUCACGGCACAUUUUGUACCGCAUUUCCGUGCGAGCAUCAUUUGCUUCUAGCCAUGGUACCUCCUGUAGCCACUUUUCAGCAAAAGUCCUUUUUUUCGGUAGCUCCGGUGAAGUCUCUGUCGUCUGUCUUUUGACGGGGGUGGGGGAACACGGAAGUAAUUUAGUGAUGGCCAAAUGAAGCCUCAUGAAGCAAUGAAGCUUUGCAGCCAAUUGGUUUGCACAUGUAGCAAAGCUUCAUGGUGCUUCAUUUACCCUAUGGCGCCAUCAAGUGGUCUAGAAGCCCAAGAGGUCAACAUUGUUAAGAAUUCAAUGGCUAUUUGCUUAAGACAAAGAUAUGAAUGUGCUUGUGUUAGUAAUUUAGUAUGUGAACAAAAUACAACAAGUGCUAAGGGUAAUUUGUUAUUCAUUUUUAUUUAGAAAUAAUAGCUUUCCCACAGUGGCUGGCUUUAAACAGUUUCUUUUUUUUUUUUGGAAAAUAUUUCACCAGCUUUAGAAAAUAUUCUUUCACAAGGCACAGAUGAAGCUGGGGUGCAGAGAAAUGUGAGUGCCAGUUUAUAUAAAUUUGGGUAGGUAUUCUUUUGUGCCUCCCAGUACACUAAUGGAUUGUUCAUUCUGUUGAUGUUUGGUUCAGAUAGGUACACACACACACUCACAUUUAUAUUAAAGUAGUUUUUCUCCCUUACCUUAUUGAAAGCAAUCAAAUCAAAAUGUUCCCAUACAGGGGAGGAUGGCUCUUUUCGCGCAGGUUCCAUCGCAAGCAAAGGACAAGGCUCGAAAAAAGAUUGCACUGGUUGCACUGUUGCACACAGAUGUAACAAGUACAGGAGCCCGAAAUCCACAAAAUGUGAGAUAACAGGCGAUCGCCAUUGCGUUUUGCAACCAAUUUAUACCGUAGUCUGUCCUGUUUUUGCAAUGUGCGCCAAACGUUGGAUCACUUCCGAAGCACUCACGAGAUUCAGCCGGCCGCUGGCCGCCGGCAAGGCUUCCCACGUCAUCAUUUCCGGGUUUUGCCGAAAUGAAGCGCGCCUCGCUACAAGCUUCGUGGAAACCCCCCUCCCAUUACUCGACACAAGCUUCGGAACCUCGGCUCAUUUUGUCCCAUCACUAAAGUAAUUACUCAGUGUGGCCUGCCUCUUCAAAAUUUUGAGAAGUUAUUUUCUCAUGUCUGCCGCAAAUACAGUGGUCAGCCAUCGGUACGCAAAAGCGUAUGGAAGCCGUUGAGGGCCAGAGCAUUUGUCUACGUCCAGUACGCAUGCGGACCACUUAUGUGCACCCCUGCUUAUAUGUAUCUCUUUCCAAUGCUACAUCUGAAGAAAUACAUUGAGCACACACAUAAAAAAAAUUGGGGGGCGGGGUGCGCAACUUCGCGGUUUUUCACUUUUUGCGGCGGGUUCUGGUUCCCAUUAACCGCAAAAAACGAGGGAUCACUGUACACUGGUCAUUGUGAGUCAUCCAAAGUCUUUCCAAACAGCUAUUCAAGUCAUCUAGUGAAAAUUUCUUUAUAAAAAUAUAUAUACAUUUUUUUUUAUAUCGCAAUAUAAUAUCGCAAACCCCCCCAAAAAUCACAGCAAUAGUUUUUUCCAAUAUCGUUCAGGCCUAAUACAUAGUAAAAUGUACAGAAAUGUGUUUUUAGAGCUCUUAUAUUGUUAUAACAUCAUAUGUAACUCCAGUCCACGAUGCAUUUAGGGCGCAAAAGCUGAGUGGCGAAGUAGCAAAGGAUCCCUGUAUACCCCAUGACAACAAAUUUCCAUACCUAUCAACCCGAGGUUGUUGGCAAUCUUACUAAUAGUGACGUAUGCCCUUACAAAUUGGUGACUAAUCUAACGUUUUAUAUAGCUUGCAAUAUGAAACAAAAAUAAAACUCCAUUUUUAAAAUAAUAUGAAUUUAUUGGUAAUAUUGUCUCAUAUAACCUGGUGCAAUAAAAAAACAGUAUCUUUAGCUACAUCACGAUAACUAAAAUUUAACAGAGGCUUUUGUUAUAAUUGUAUGUAGCACUUUUGGCAAUUUCUAUGAUGCCUUAUGAUGGCUGGUUUGACUUGAAGGUAGUUCGUUAGUGUGUCCAAUUAUAAAUUAAAAAGGUCAUUUGAUAAAAUUAACUUACCGAUGCAAUCUUUGAGUCAGGGAAAUUUCUUUUGCUAAUUCUGAGAAGUGAUCAGCAAUAGUUGCAUCCAAAUUGUGUUCCGCAACAAAUUGGCAGAAUGAAAUCUCCACUUUCAUCACUUUUCAUUCUGCAGACUUCAUCUUUAUGACCAGUGUUGUUAAUCAUAGUUUUUAAAAGUAAUUAAUUAGUUACAAAUUACUUCUCCCAAAAAGUAAUUGAGUUAGUAACUCAGUUACUUGAAGGUAAGAAUAAUUAGUUACUUGGCAAAGUAACUCGUGUUACCUUUCAUGUUUUUUUUUUUUUUUUUCAUUUAAAAAUAAAUAAAUAAAUAAAACAUAGUAAACUUUGCUAUGUCUAGAAAUCGUUUAAUGUUGUGAAUCAACUGUUAAAGUUGUUAAAAUUGCUACAGUUUUUGCAUUCCUUCCCUUCUGUCUACUUUCGACAUGUUAAAGUUUUAAAACUGUUUCAUCAUUUAAAGAUAGAUUCAAGUCAAGAAUUUGCCGAUUUAGGAGUAUUUUAGAUAAAAAGUUAAUUAAGUUCGCUUGGAACGUUCACUAUAACAGAGCCUUUCUGAGAAGUCUACUGCUUCAAAAUGGCGGCUGUUUAUUAACGCCGCCGUCUGUCAUUUUGCAUGUAGUUCUAUAAGCAUUUGAUACAUAGGCGUAGAUUGUAGGCUGUCGGCUACAGUCAGGAAAUAUUGGAGCCACCUAGCAUCGCGUUUGCUACAGCGUCACAACGCUCUUCUCUCUCAGUGUCUCUGACUUUUCUCGCGUCAUUCAACCAACGUAGUAACGCACAUUGUCUCGUUGCUGAAACGGUGACAAAAUCCGAAUGGAGAAAAAACUUAAUGCACGAAAAAUGUAUAGAUUUUGAACGUACGGCGUACACAUUUAAAAAUCAGUGCUCACUUGUACAAAUUACGCCGAAACCGUACAAUUUGACAAAUAUGAAUUUCUGGUGAGCUGUGGUGGUGCAAAAACAAAAAAUAAAACUGAUUAUAGAUACUUUUGCAAUCAAAUAUAAUACAACAUUUCAGUCUUACAUACUUCUUGAUUAUUUUCAAUGUUUUUAAUAACUCUAGUCUUGAUUUCAAAAGUGAGUAGCAGCAGACUUCUUGAAUUUGCAUCUUGACUGGCAAUACGAUAUUUACAACACAGGUAAAAUCAAUGAUGCUGCAUUGUGCCAUGUUUCAUACAUCGUGUUUUCCAUUCACCAUCCUGCCUCCCCCGACUAGUCACUGAUCGCAUUUAACAUCAGCCUUGUGGGGGGAAAUAGAGGAUUAGCAACAACUGCUCACUUAUUCUCUAUGUAUCUUCCAGGCUUCCAAAUCCAGUGCAAGCUAUUGUUAUUUUAAGUAGCUUGGCAAUUGGGUGCAGAGGCAGGCUCUAAUUGUUCCUCGGAGUGGAAGGAUGCUCGCGAUUUGGAGCUACCUCUCCGACUAUUUAUGCUCCAUCAUGAUGUGAAACUGUGCAUCUGAGAAAAGCCGACUGCCAGGACCUCUCACUCCAAUAUUCGCUUCAUACAUAAUAAAUAAGUCACUGUAAGUUACAGUACGGCAGUAUAACUAGGCUAAUGCCCAGAUUUGCAUAUUUGUGCUGAAUUCCAUAAUUCAUGAAAAUGCAGCAGGCAGAAAUCCGCGGUGCUAAGACCUUUGUCCAUAUGCUGCACAUCACUUAGAGACGCAUAUCCACCAUGUGCAGGCACAGAACCGCAUCAAAAGCAAGUCUGAUUCUGUCAUUGACUCUUGGAUGGUAAAUCUUUAUCAACAACCUCAGUGUAUGAACUCAGCCUUGAGGGCAGAGACUGUUGCUAGCUUUUUAAAGCCCAUAUGUAUGAUUAUUCUAAAAAUAAAGUCAAACAUAAAAGAGAAAAUGACUGACCAAAUAAUGGUGUUUCAGUCCAUACAGUACAUUUACACCCCUGUAUUAUAGGUGCAGCUCUAUUUGCUCAUUCUUGUACCAAAAAGAGAAACAACAUUUGGGUUUGGGUUUGAGUGGCAGUCUACAAGCCAUGAGUAAAAUCAUUUUAAAUAAUUAAUGAAGCUGUAGGGUAUCAUUAAAAAGAGGGCAUAGCUAUGUUUGGAAAAUACUGCAUUAACAAGCUAUCUGAGCCAAUUACUCUUGCUUAAAUUAACUUUGGGCAAAUUAAAACUGUCAUUCACUUGUAACGCUCAUUUUGCCAGCGAUGCACUAAGGGCUAUAUUCUCUAGUUUGUGUGUAAGCUUUGGCUCGCACACUUUUCAUCUAUACUUAUGCUUCCAUCCAGACUUUUGACACACCAAACAACCAGGGAAUUAAUACGCCAACACCAAAGUGAACUAACAAAACAAAACAAAACAAAACAA
Corythoichthys intestinalis (scribbled pipefish) is the source of this 17714-nucleotide messenger RNA. RefSeq lists its product as uncharacterized. Lineage: Eukaryota; Metazoa; Chordata; Actinopteri; Syngnathiformes; Syngnathidae. The record is from RefSeq and is a predicted model, not a curated record. Gene Ontology annotation, biological process: DNA integration. Bases 286 to 6321 code for a protein of 2011 amino acids. Gene Ontology annotation, molecular function: zinc ion binding; nucleic acid binding. The transcript has 2 exons.